UUCUGCUUCUCCAAGAGGAACAUAGGUUAAUUUUAAACUUUAUAGAAUCAUGGAGAAAGGGAGAGGGAAGGAGAAAACAACCACAAAUCACAAAAUCAUCAGAGUAUGUAAAAGCUAACUAUGCAAGGCAUGCAAAAACAAUGCUACAAUACCCGGGACGCUAGGCCCCUACAAUCUCUUUCCUGUGCUGCCCCUUACAGGACCUUUGCCUUGGUGCAGUGGGGUACGUAGCACCCAUGUCCCACUCUGUGUCCAUAGGUCCAGGAUACUGUGACUCACCCCCCAUCUCGUUGCCCCCCAGGUCCAUGGCCAUGGCACUGGCAAUGCUGUGGGACUGGUGCAGGUGGAUGGGUGCGAAUGCACAACGCUCGCUGCUUCUCUUGGGCAUCCCGGAAGACUGCGAGGAGGAUGAGUUCCAAGAGGCUGUGCGGGCUGCCCUGAUGCCCCUGGGCAUGUACCGAGUUCUGGGCAAGAUCUUCAGAAAGGAGCUGGGAACCAAGGUUGCCUUGGUCGAAUUUGCUGAGUACAUAAACCGCAGCUUGAUCCCCCAACAGAUACCAGGCAAAGGGGGGCCCUGGAGGGUGAUUUGCCUGCCCCAGGUCCCUCAUGUUGAGUUACAGGAGAGACUCACUUUCCCUGUACAGCCCCAGGGGCAGGAAUCAGCUGGCGGGGCAUGUGAGGGAGGAGCAGAGAAUGUGGCAGGAGCUGCAGGUGUGCCAGGAGCCACAGGUGAGGCAAGAGUGGAGAAUGUGGCAGGAGCUGCAGUUGAGGAAGGAGUGGAGAAUGUGGCAGGAGAUGGUGAGGCAGGAAUGGAGAUUGUGGCAGGAUCCCCAUGUGAGGCAGGAGUGGACAGUGUGGCAAGAGCUGCAGGUGAAGAAGGAGUUGCAGGAUUGGACAAUGUGGCAGAAGCUGGAUGUGUGCAAGGAGCUGUAGGUGAGGCAGGAGUGGACAAUGUGGCAGAAGCUGCAGGUGAGAUGGAAGUAGUCAAUGGGGCAGAAGUGGCAGGUGUGGCAGAAGCUGCAGGUGAGAUGGGAGUAGUCAAUGUGGCAGAAGUGGCAGGUGUGGCAGGAGCUGCAGGUGAGGCAGGAGCCCCAGGUGAGGAAGAAGCUGCUGGUGAGGCAGGAUCUGAGAAUGUGGCAGAAGCUGCAGGCGAGGCAGGACUUGGGAAUGUGGGAGAAGCUGCACGUGAUGUAGGAGCUGCAGGUGAUGGAGGACCCCCAGGCGAGGCAGGAGAUAUUGGUGGGGUAGGGGCUGCAGGUGAUGCAGGAAUAGCAGAUGAGGCAGGACCUGCAAUUGAGGCUGAAGUUGCAGGUGAGGCAGGAGCCGCAGGUGAAGAAGUCCUAGGUGAGGCAGGAGCCCCAGAUGAGGCAGAAGUUGAGAAUGUGGCAGAAGCUGCACAUGAUGUAGGAGCCGCAGGUGAUGUAGGACCCUCAGGUAAUGCAGGAGCUGCUGGUGAGGUAGGAGCUGCAGGUGAUGCAGGACCUGCAGGUGAGGCAGGAGUUGAAGUUGAGGCAGAAGAUGCAGAUGAGGCAGAAGCUGCAGGUGAGGCAGGAGUUGAGGAUGUGGCAGAAGCUCCAGGUGAGGCAGGAGCUGCAGGUGAGGUAGAAGCUCUAGGUGAGGCAGGAGCCCCAGGUGAGGCAGGAGAUGCAGGUGUGGCAGGAGCACCAGGUGUGGCAGGAUAUGAGAUUGUGGCAGGAGCUGCAGGUGAUGCAGGAGGUGCAGGUGAGGCUUGAGGUGCAGGUGAGGUGGGAGUUUCAGAUGAAGCAGGAGGCACAGGUAAUGCAGGAUAUGAAAAUAUGGUAGGAACAGUAGGUAUGGUAGCAGCCCUGGGUGAGGGAGGAGGUGCUGACGAGGCUGACGCCUGGGUGCAGCAGCGGAGGCACACCCUAGAGCCCAUGUUGGAGAGCCUGGUCUACCAGAAACAGAGACUUUUUGGGGGGUGAGAUGAGCCAGGCCCUGGGAAAGAGCCCUUUGAGUGCCGGCUGGACCACACCUACGGCAUGCUGUGCCUGUGGUCUCAUGUUGGAGAGGAAGGAGGCUGGUGGAGUGCCUGAGCAGCCCAGCCCCUGGACCUUUUGUGUGGCUUUCUGGCAGAAGACUUUGGCCUCCCAGCACAGAACUGCUUGGCCAUGUUGGUGUAGGUAUUUGGGACCCAGGACACACGCAUGACAGCAUGGCUCAAGUUUGUUACCUGCACCCAAGAGUGUGGGGAGAGCCUUUUUGCCUAGGUGAUGUGCUAGGAAGGCCUGCUUCAGACAGCCAUGGAGAAGGGUGUGGUGCACCGGGCCAUCACAGGCCAGUUUUGUGUGCAGCGGGUGCUGACGUGAGCUCACCCUAAUCACAUGCUGUACAACCAGCUGCGGAGGAUGCCCAUGGAGGGGAGGCUUCUUGGCUUAAUGGUGCUGCUACAGCUCGUUUCGGAGACUGAGGCAUGGGAGGCUGUCCAGGCCAGGAGGAAGCCAUGCCAGGAGAAGGAAGGGGCCCAUGCAGCUGGUGGACCCUCAGCUAUCAUCUAGGCUGCCCUAGGCAAUGAAGAGGCCUUCAAGGAGGCAUCAACUAGUGAAGAUGCCACCCCAGCCAGUGACAAGGUCAUCUCAGCUAAUGAAGAUGCCACCAAGACCACUCUAGCCAACGAAGACAUUGCUGAGGCUGUCCCAGCGAAUGAAGAUGCUGGCCAGGCCAUCCCAGCCAGUGAAGGUGCCGCCG
Messenger RNA from Loxodonta africana (African savanna elephant), 2706 nucleotides. RefSeq names its product paraneoplastic antigen Ma6E-like. The coding region runs from base 237 to 1733 and encodes 498 amino acids. The record is from RefSeq and is a predicted model, not a curated record. NCBI's taxonomy places the organism in Eukaryota, Metazoa, Chordata, Mammalia, Proboscidea, Elephantidae. The transcript has a single exon.